CGAGAGUGCUUCCAACUUCUAGGCAUCGAUUUUGCUUGCGACAUAUAAUGAACAAACUUCCUGAGAAGUUUGGAUCACAUUGUCGAUAUGGGGAAAUCAAGAGUACUAUACAUAGGCACGCUCUCCGUAUCUUAACUCAGAUGGGCCAACAUACAAUACCAUCAAAAUACAUCUUGGAUCGGUGGAGGAAAGAUGUUAAGCAAAAAUACACCUUCGUGAAAAGUAGUUAUGACACUAGUAGCGUCGACGAUGCGCGAAGGUACGAUAGGAUCCAAAAUUACUUCUAUGAAUUGUGUUCCAAUGCUUCAAAGGCCGAGAGCAGUUGUGUUAAAUUGAUUAGUCAGAUAGAAUAUUUGAAGACACAAUAUCCUGGUAUUGCUGAUCAUGAUAUUAGCAACACAGUCGAUACAACUACUUCCAUGGGGGGUACGAUAGGCAGAGUUCUUAGUCUGUUGGUAGUUCGAAGUAAGGGAAGACUACCAUCUAAGAGAAAAGUGCACCCCGCUAAGAAGAGUUAUAAGAAACCUAGUACGAAAAGGCGAUUACACCACAACAAAACUGAGGUUCUUUUUUAUUAAUUCAUUUAUGAUUCAACAUAUUUUUCAUUUAUUGU
Messenger RNA from Juglans microcarpa x Juglans regia, 613 nucleotides. RefSeq names its product protein FAR-RED IMPAIRED RESPONSE 1-like. The transcript is spliced from 2 exons. The record is from RefSeq and is a predicted model, not a curated record. Bases 48 to 578 code for a protein of 176 amino acids. Lineage: Eukaryota; Viridiplantae; Streptophyta; Magnoliopsida; Fagales; Juglandaceae.